Messenger RNA from Akanthomyces muscarius, 1893 nucleotides. RefSeq lists its product as uncharacterized. Gene Ontology annotation, biological process: arachidonate metabolic process. Gene Ontology annotation, cellular component: membrane. Lineage: Eukaryota; Fungi; Ascomycota; Sordariomycetes; Hypocreales; Cordycipitaceae. The coding region runs from base 1 to 1893 and encodes 630 amino acids. The transcript has 3 exons. The record is from RefSeq and is a predicted model, not a curated record.
AUGGAUGCAUACGGCGUCCGACGCCAGGACACCACCAAGGGUCCGCCUCUACGGAUUCUUUCCCUCGACGGUGGCGGUGUCCGUGGCUACUCCAUGCUCAUCAUUGUUCAGGAACUCAUGCAUCGUACCUUUGUCGAGGCUCACGGCCGCGCCCCGCGCCGCAGCGAAAUUCCGAAACCAUGCGACCACUUCGACCUCAUUGUCGGCACCGGAACCGGCGGUCUCAUUGCCAUUAUGCUUGGCCGUCUCCGACUCGACCUCGAGACCUGCAAGGAGCUCUAUGUCCGCAUGACGCGCAUGGUAUUCCAGACCGACAAGACCAUUGCCGGCAUCCCAUACCGAUCAACGCUCUUCAAGGCCAGUAAGCUGGAGGAGGCCAUCCGCCAAGCUGUCCGCGAGCACACCAUAAAUGAGCAAGAAGGAAACGACGGCGAGGGCGACGAGCCCACCAACCCCUUUCGCUCAUCCUAUCUGUCGACCAGCUCGAGCUCCUCUAUUCCACAACGACAUCUUAGCAACGCCAGCACCGUUAGUUUCAGCGCACGCAGCCCCACGGCGCAAGCUGCUGCGCGGCCAUUCUUCAGUUCCAGGAUGGGUAACGGUGACGCUCGACUAUACGACUCGCGCGAGAACCGUACAAAGACUGCUGUAACAGCAAUGUAUAAAGACUCCCCACGCCACGCUGCUCCGGUAAUUCUUCGAUCCUACGACUCUCGUCGCGAACCUCCUCCCGACUUUGACUGCAAAAUUUGGCAAGCUGGCCGCGCAACAUGCGCCAUCGGCCUCGCUUUCAAGCCCAUCUCCAUUGGACAGUCUAGCUUUCAUGACGACGGCGUUGGCACAUUUAACCCUGCUCCCGAGGCUCUCGAUGAAGCUGUUAUCAACGAGUGGCCCGGCCGAGACGUCGGCGUCUUUGUCAGUGUCGGCACCGGGAAGCGCCCCCGAGGCAGCGACCAAAACCAGCAGGUCUGGUACGAGGGCUUUCUGGGCGAGUUUGCCGAGGCGCGUCGCCGUCUCAUUUCGAAGAUUGAAGGAUGCGAAAAGAUUCACGAGUUUAUGCUCCGAGAGCAUCUCUCGCGGCGCAACGUCAACCCCGAAAACUACUUUCGCAUGAAUGUCGAGAUUGGCGUCGGCGAGUUUGGCAUGAAUGAGUGGAACCGACUGGGCGACAUUAGCACGGGCACGCGCCGGUACAUGGCGCGCGACGAGGAGCAGCGCAUGAUUCUGGGCAUCUCCUCGCGUCUUGCCAAGGUGCACCGCGCGCGGCAGCGCCUCGAGCGACAGGCCAACUCGAUUCCCGAAGUCGUCAAGCAGCAGCCCUCGACCAAUUUCGACGUCGAGUUUGCCGUUGAGCUGCCCGGCGACACCCCCAGCGCAUUCCCGCCAUCACCUCGGAGCGCCCUCUCACGGACGUCUUUUGACUCGGGCCGCCCCGACAGCCUCACCAUCGGCAACAACCAGACGCCGCGGAGCUCCUACGACUACGUACGCCCCGGCGGCGCCGCGCCGUACCCGCCCGGAACAGUAUCGCCGCCUCCUCCACCAUCACGCAGCAGCAACAGAAACGGCAACGGCACGCCGAGCAACGACCCGGACAGGCUGCUCGGCACGGCGCCCACCCCAUUGCAGUAUAGACACGCAUCUGGCGCGGAAAAGAUUGCCAUCAUGAGCCCCGACGAGCACGCGAAGCCGCUGCCUCCGCCACCGCAGUCGGCGCCGCCCUCCACGCGUAUCGAGCCGCCGCCACUGCCGCCCAAGACGCCGCUGCCUGGUCACAGGGUCAGCAACAGCCACGCGAGCAACGGGGGGCACGCGCCGCCGUAUCCUAUGGACGACGAGGAAGCGCCCCCUCCCCCUGUGAACAUGGCACGGAAGCCAGAUUACCGAGGUUGA